This is a messenger RNA of Protopterus annectens (West African lungfish), 1635 nucleotides long. It is a transcript of the gene FTO, whose product is annotated as FTO alpha-ketoglutarate dependent dioxygenase. Gene Ontology annotation, molecular function: broad specificity oxidative DNA demethylase activity; mRNA N6-methyladenosine dioxygenase activity; ferrous iron binding. The transcript is spliced from 9 exons. Bases 109 to 1635 code for a protein of 508 amino acids. Gene Ontology annotation, biological process: RNA repair; regulation of multicellular organism growth; DNA alkylation repair. The record is from RefSeq and is a predicted model, not a curated record. Lineage: Eukaryota; Metazoa; Chordata; Ceratodontiformes; Protopteridae.
UCCGUUUCACGUCUAGUUUCUGCAAGAGUUUCACAUUAAGGACUGCAAAUACCAGUAAAGCUUUCAGACUGUGGAUAUUUUACAUUAAAAUAAGUGAAGAUACUGAAGAUGAAAAGAAGUAAAAAAGAAGACGCGGUAAAAGAUGUAAAGAAACAGAAACUCCUUGAGGAGCUUGGUGAUAGAAAGCUUCAAUAUCUAACUCCAAAGGAUGCAGAAUUCCAGCUGCUGUGGGAAGCAAAGUAUUCAAAAUUAGCCUUCAAAGAAGCCAGCAAAAUCCCUCAAGACCUGCAUGAAAAAGUUCAAAGUGCCUUCAGAACACUACUGGAGCAGGGGUGUUUCUUCCAUGAUCUUGUUCAACUCAAAGGUAAAAAUCUGUUUACUCCAGUGUCUCGUAUUCUGAUAGGAGACAAAGGCUGUACAUACAGAUAUCUCAACACGAGACUUUUCACAGUUCCAUGGUCUACUUUUGAUAAUGAUGUCAAAUACAGCAAUGAAGAGAUAACCUCAGCUUGUCAAGCUUUUGCUGAACUUAAUAAGUACUUCAAAGUUGAAAAUGCUAAUGCAUUACGUGAACGUGGACUAGCUGCAGCAGAUGUUGAGCAUGUUAGCGAAAGUUUGGUUAAACCUUGUAGUGGUGAUAAGAUGCAGAAAUUAUCCUGGCUUCCUGCAAAUGAACUGUCCAUGUCAGACAGCAAAGGGGAACAGCAGCAAGAAAUAAAACGUGAGACAGACAUGCAGAUAAGAACUUUGCACAAUGUAACUUUGUUGAAUUAUAUGGACCCAAUAAAAAUGAUUAAUCUGAAAGAAGAACCCUACUUUGGAAUGGGGAAAAUGGCUGUAAGCUGGCAUCAUGACGAAAAUCUGGUGGAGAGGUCAAGUGUUGCGGUGUAUAACUACAGCUGUACAGGUUUGGAGACUGAUGGUGAUGAAAAUGUGGAAGAUCUGAAAGGCAGAAAUCCAGCUCUUUGGCAUGUGGGCCUGAAGAUAGCAUGGGACAUACAGACACCGGGACUAGCAGUGCCACUUCUCCCCGGAGACUGCUACUUCAUUCUGGAUGACAUGAACAUGACCCACCAGCACUGUGUUUUAGCUGGCCAUUGUCCACGUUUUAGCUCUACCCACAGAGUAGCAGAGUGCUCGACAGGUACGCUGGAAUAUAUCCUUGGAUGCUGUCAGAAGGCACUCUGCAACCUGUACAGAGAGCCUGGUACAGGCAAAACAUUUCUGCUUUCAUUGGAAACUGCCAUUCUAAAGCAAAUGGAGGGGACUCAUACGGAGGUGGAGUUUGAAUGGUUGAGGCAGUUCUGGUUUCAAGGUAAGAGGUACAGAAAGUGCACAGACUGGUGGUUUGAACCCAUGGCUAAACUGGAGAAAUACUGGGAAUUGAUGGAAUGCAUGACAAACUUGGCACUCUGUGAAAUCAAAAAUGAGGAAUUGCCAACAGAAAGAAAGCAGGAAGUCAUAAACUGCCUACUGCCAUUUCUCACUCAGAGACAGGAGCUGCGCAAAGUCUGGAUGGCAAGAACACAGAAUGCUGUGGAAGCUUGGCAUCGCAGAUUUAAGUGCAAACCAGAAAGCGGUGAUGUUUACACGGUCUUAACAGCUAUAGUUGAAGAACAAAAACUGAGUGGAUGA